AUGCGAGUAAUCCGUGUCCCAGUUCCAAAAUUCAAGGGUGAUUUUAGCAAGAACGUGAGAGAAGUUGAAGAGGAUGGCGUCGUAUUCAAAUCAGACUUGCUUACACAACUCGCUGCCGCUAGAAGUGCACUUGAGAGAUAUAAACCUGAAAAAAUCGUGACAUUGGGUGGUGAUUGCUUAGUUUCUCUAGCCCCAUUUGCCUACUUGAGUGAGAAAUAUGGUGAAGAUUUUGGAAUUUUAUGGAUUGACACACAUCCAGACAUUUCUCAACCUGGCCAGUUAAACCACGCCCAUACUUAUGUGCUAGGAAAUUUAAUGGGCCAUGGUGAGAAUGAUUUUGUUUCAAAACUCGUACCAAAACCAGCAGGUGCCUCUAAUGUUAUGAUUGCUGGAAUUCACGAUCCAUUUGACCAUGAAGAAGAAUUUUUAACCAGGUAUAACGUUUCUACAUGCUCUGCAAAGGAAGUUCAAGCCGGAGCCAAAUCUGUUCCCCAAUGGAUUCAUGAUAGAAAAAUUAAAAAACUUGCAAUCCACAUUGAUCUGGAUGUAUUGAAUGAGGCCAAAUUCCAUUCACUGUUAUUUUCACGUCCAGAUGCACCUGAUAAGUAUGGGUAUGCUCAAGGCGAAUUAAGUAUGCAGAAUGUCAUAGACCUGGUCAAUCAAGUUAAAGAAGAUUGCACUAUUGUUGGGAUUACAGUUGCAGAAUACCUGCCUUGGGAUGCUAUAAACUUGAAAGCCAUGCUCCAAAAGCUGCCCUUAAUCGGAGAUGAUUGUAACUGA
Messenger RNA from Kazachstania africana CBS 2517, 780 nucleotides. RefSeq names its product arginase family protein. Lineage: Eukaryota; Fungi; Ascomycota; Saccharomycetes; Saccharomycetales; Saccharomycetaceae. The record is from RefSeq and is a predicted model, not a curated record. Gene Ontology annotation, molecular function: arginase activity; manganese ion binding. Gene Ontology annotation, cellular component: cytosol; nucleus; cytoplasm. The transcript has a single exon. The coding region runs from base 1 to 780 and encodes 259 amino acids.